Molecule: messenger RNA, 795 nt
Organism: Dermatophagoides farinae (American house dust mite)
Lineage: Eukaryota; Metazoa; Arthropoda; Arachnida; Sarcoptiformes; Pyroglyphidae
Product: proteasome activator complex subunit 1
Biological process (GO): positive regulation of endopeptidase activity; regulation of G1/S transition of mitotic cell cycle; regulation of proteasomal protein catabolic process
Cellular component (GO): proteasome activator complex; nucleoplasm; cytoplasm
Molecular function (GO): endopeptidase activator activity
Source: RefSeq, a predicted model, not a curated record
AAUAACCCUAAUGAAAAACGACUAAAUGAAUUGAAAUUAUUGUAUAUUGAUUUUCUUGAAAUGGAUCAAAUAUCGAAACAAUUUAACAAUUAUAUACAACGAAUAAAAAAUCUUGAUCAAAUUAUCUUUGGUAAUAUAUCCGAAACAUUUCGUAGUACGAAUCAAACGGAUAAUUUGAUACCGAUUCCAUGUUCAAUAAAACAAGUGGCCAAUAAAAUACGGAAAACACCAUUGGAUCAAUGGCCAAUGAUAAAUCCAUCAUUACAAUGCUAUCGAUUGGAUAAACAGCCACUGUUAUUGAUGAAUUGUAAUUACAUUAAUACAAAUGAUUGUAUUGUUAAAUUGAUUGAACAAAUUUUACCUGUUAUGAUCGAUAUUGACAAAGAUAUUGAUCGUGUUCAUUAUGCAUUACAGUUAAUAAUGCCAAAAUUGCGUGAUGGUGAAUAUGUGGCCAUUGAUUUACUUGAACAAUUGAUGGAUAAAAUUGAAUCGUUUCAAUGCGAAAUUCAAACGGCAUAUGAAUGGUUGAUGAGCUAUAAUGAACGUAGAGCUAAUCGAAUAGUCAAUUAUAUCCGUCAUAUUCAUAAUGGUGAUGAACGAAUCAUUUUAAAUCGAUUUGAUCAGGAUUGUUUAAUUAUGUUUCAUAAAAUUAUUGAUGAUUUAUAUCGUUGGUCAAUAUUAAUUUAUCGAUUAUUCACCAUUAAUCAUGAACAAUUGAUGGAAUACAAGAAUAUUCAUGGUGGUAUGACCAUUAUUGAUAAGGAAAGAUUUGAAAAUUUUUAUCAAUAAGAAAAA